Molecule: messenger RNA, 10322 nt
Organism: Salvelinus fontinalis (brook trout)
Lineage: Eukaryota; Metazoa; Chordata; Actinopteri; Salmoniformes; Salmonidae
Product: rho guanine nucleotide exchange factor 28-like
Exons: 31
Coding region: 2006-6658 (1550 amino acids)
Biological process (GO): regulation of Rho protein signal transduction
Molecular function (GO): guanyl-nucleotide exchange factor activity
Source: RefSeq, a predicted model, not a curated record
GGUACCUUAUUCUCUAUGUACUGAAAUAGUUUGACAAGGGUCCAUAAGGUCUCUAAACAUUCUCCAAACCUCUAUAUAACUGGAUCAGGCCUGGCUUGCAGACAGACAGGGUUGGCCCAGAGUUAGUUCCAAAUGUUACCUUAUUAUCUAUGUAUUGCACUACUUUGACAAGGGUCGCCCAUAGGGUGUCUAAAGGUUCUCCAAACCCCUCUCUCUCUUUCUCUCCCAAAAUGUAUUUAUUAAUGUGUACACUACCACGUAAAAGACGAAAGAACUCUCCUACGUUUGGGUGCAAGAACUACAAUUAAUGGUGAAACUACAUUUAACUUCUUGUCAAUUCAGAAAGUAAACCAAAUGUUCCUAAUUAAAAAACGCUGAAAUGGAAUCGACCCCAACCCUGGUAUGGAGCUAGCAACAUUCUAAAAACAUUUGAUAGCAAAUGGAGAUCAUUUACAGUUAACUGCCAAAAUUAAGGAAACACUACAAAAUAUUUUGAAAGCAGGUGCUUCCAAACAGGUGUGGUUCCUGAGUAAUUUAAGCAAUUACAACAUGUGAUUAUACAUAGGGUUAUGUAUACAAAUGCCCAGUUGCCCAUUGUUUCGUAUACCAUAACUGUGUUAUAGCUUUACACCCCCUUGCUAUAUUUUGCAUAAAGAGUUACCUCUCUAACAGAACCACAGAGGGUGUUUUUUAAUGGAAGCCUCUCUAACAUACUUCAGUUAGAAUCAGGAAUUCCCCAGGGCAGCUGUCUAGGCCCCUUACUUCUUUCAAUCUUUUAUAACGACAUGCCUUUGAGUAAAGCCAGUGUGUCUAUGUAUGCGGAUGACUCAACACUAUACAUGUCAGCUACUACAGCGACUGAAAUGACUGAAACACUUAACUAAGAGCUACAGUUAUAUUCAAAAUGGGUGGCAAGGAAUAAAUUAACCUAAAUAUUUCAAAACCUAAAAGCAUUGUAUUUGGGACGAAUCAUUCACUUAACUCUAAACCUCACCAAAAUCUUGAAAUGAAUAAUGUGGAAAUUGAGAAAGUUGAGGUGACUAAAUUGUUUGGAGUAACCCUGGAUUGUAAACGGUCAUGGUCAAAAUAUAUUGAUACAACAAUAGCUAAGAUUCAGAGGGGUUGGGUUAAAUGCGAAGACACAUUUCAGUGAAGGCAUUCAGUUGUACAACAGACUAGGUAUCCCCCUUUCUCUAAGAUUGGGCGAAGUCUCUCCAUAAUAAAGCGCUGCUCUGCCUUCUUAACAGCACUAUUAACAAGGCAAGUCCUACAGGCCCUAGUUGUCGCACCUAGACUAAUGUUCAGUCGUUUGGGCUGGUGCCACAGAGGGACUUAGGAAAAUGUGCAAUUGGCUCAGAACAGGGCAGCACGACUGGCCCUUGGAUGUACACAGAGAGCUAACAUUAAUAAUAUGCAUAUCAAUCUCUCCUGGCUCAAAGUGGAGAAGAGAUUGACUUCAUCACUGCUUGUAUUUAUGAGAGGUAUUGACAUGUUGAAUGCACCGAGCUGACUGUUUGAACUACAGGCACACAGCUCGGACACCCAUGCAUACCCCACAAGACAUGCCACCAGAGGUCUCUUCACUGUCCCCAAGUCCAGAACUGACUAAGGGAGAUGCACAGUACUACAUAGAGUCUUGACUACAUGGAACUUUAUUCCACAUCAAGUAACUCAUGCAAGCAGUAAAAUUAGAUUUAAAAAAAAAACAGAUAAAAAUGCACCUUGUGGAACAGCAGAGACUGUGAAUAGACACAAACAAAGGCAUAGACAUAUGCAUACACACACAAGAUAACAUACGCACGAUACACACACGUACACAUGGAUUUUGUGUUGUAGAUAUGUGGUAGUAGAGUAGUAUCCUGAGGGCACACACUUAAUGUGUUGUGAAAUCUGUUGUGACUGUAUUGUAAUGUUUUUAAAAUGUUAUAACUGCCUUCAUUUUGCUGGACCCCAGGAAGAGUAGCUGCUGCCUAGCUAAUGGGGAUCCAUAAUAAAUACAAAUACUAUGGCUAGAAGAAGAUGUCUCCGUGACUUUGAAAGAGGGGUCUCAAAGGAGAAUAGGGGGUUUAAAGUGUGUGUGUGUGUGUGUGUGUGUGUGUCAGUCACCAGAUCUCAACCUGAUUUAACACUUUUCGGAGAUUCUGGAGCGGCGCCUGAGACAACGUUUUCAACCACCAUCAAAAACCCAACGUUGCUGCCACGUCAUUUCAACCCAAAACUAAUUGGAUUUGCAAAAAGUUUGUAUCCUGUCAUCACUGCAGGCAAUACCGCUACAGUAGACAAUGACUUGGAGGAGCACCUCGUGUUUUGUCUAAAAGAACAAGAACAAGAAUCACUGACAUACUCUGAGAAGAGCCAGUCAAUGAGGAGGGCCCAGGCUCUGUCCUCUACUCUGGCUGCUGCCUCCAGACUCUCAGCCAUGAUCCACCAACCAGGGAAGGACCAGGUGUAUGCUAAUGCCAUGCUGGUGGACCAGGUGGAUGACCUGGAUAUAAAGUACCGUUCUCCAGUGGAGGAGGAGGUGAGCUCUGUGCCACAGAGGAACAGCCCUGCCUGGGACUCCUUCUUUGGAAGUCUCCCUGGCUCCACGGCUCCUCACAGGGACCAGGCCUUCCUCCUUUCUUCAUCUCCCUUGGCCUACCCCUUUCCUUUCUCUGGUGGUGGUAAUAGGGGGAGGAUCCAGCCGUCCGUCUCCCUCUCCUCUGGGCUCAGUCACAGAGGAACCAGUCGGCCUGAGAAGACCUGUGUACUGAGUUCCAGUCUGGAACCAGUAGAGUGUGACAGUUGGGAGGAGGACACCCUGUGCCAGUCUCCCCCCUCCCUCCCCAACUUUUCAUCUCCCUGGCAACGCUCUGACCUGCAUACUAGCUCUGGGGACGAGAGGGACUCCUUUGACAACUCGUCGAACUUCAACAGUACACACUCUAACAAUUCACACACACCUUCCAAGGAUCAGUCAGACCCACAGCUUCGUCUGCGCUCUUACUCCUACUCCUCCCCCAAGGCCCAGCUUUCACGCCCCCUGUUCACCCGAGAUGCAGCGAUCUCCGACCUGACAGAAGAGCAUAGAGACUUCAACCUGACUGAGACACCCAGAGAGAAGAGGGAUGUGGGUUUCCGUAAGAGGGCCCAGUCUGCAGAGGACGAAGGCAGCUUGUCAUCAUCAAUCCAACACCUCACCCUCUCAGAGUUCCUCAAAGAGAUUGAAGAUGAGGAGUGGGAUAAAUACAUAAUUCCCUCCAAGGUUGAGUCGGAGAAAUACAAAGUGAGCAGAACCUUCAGCUUCCUGAAGAGCAGGAUGUCCAGCCCACGUAACAAGAUCAAGGUGAAGGAGGGAAAAGAGAAGACUGGAAAGGAGAAGACAGGAGCAACUAACAUACACCAGUUUGUGCCAGUCUCUCCCUCAGGACCCUCUGGUCUGUCUGUAUAUGUGGCCUGUGACAAGCCUGUCCCUGGGAAAGAGUUGCUGCAGUGUACCAACUGCUCUCUGAGUGUCCAUAAGGGCUGUCGUGACUCGGCUGCAGCCUGUGGGAAGAGGCCUCUGGAGAAGAACGUGGCGAUGUUAAAGACCAAAUCUCUCCCACACAUGAUGAGGGAGGGUUCCCCUGCCUCACUCACCUCUUCCUCCUCCCUCCUCACGAUGCUGCCCCGAGGCAGAAAAUAUAUGACUGCUCCCCUAUCUAAGAGCCCCUCUGAGUCUACAGACAGGAGGCUGAGGGAUGCUAUGGGGGUCAGUGUGGACAGUGAUGUGUGGAACAGCUGCUCCCUUAAUGAAGAAGGGGUACAGGUCACAGGGACCGCCCCAUCCACAGACCACCAACUCACCACGCAGGAGUCGGUCGACACCCCCCUGCUCAGCGACCUAUCGGCUGACCUGUUGGGGUUUGAGGUGGAGUCCUGGAGUCUGGCCGUCACAACUGAGUUCUGCAGAAAACACGACAAACACACCGUCAAACGUCAGGAUGUCAUCUACGAGCUGAUGCAGACAGAGUUGCACCACAUCCAGACACUGACGGUGAUGUCCGAGGUGUUUCGUCGAGGGAUGCUGGAUGAGCUCCAACUGGACUGGGAGUGUGUGGCUCGCAUCUUUCCCUGUCUGGAUCCUCUCCUGCUCUUCCACAGGAAUCUCUUCGGAUCUCUACAGGAGCGGCGAUACGCUUCAGCCCAGCCAGGACACCCACACAACUACUGCAUCCACAGUAUAGGGGAUAUACUGUUGCAACAGUUCUCAGAAGACAACGCUGUGAAGAUGAAGCAAGUGUACGGAGAGUUUUGUAGUCACCACACGGAGGCUGUCAAAGUCUUCAAAGAGCUGCAGCAGCAGAACAAGAAGUUCCAGGUGUUUGUCAAACAACAGAGUAACAACUCUCUGGUCAGAAGAAGGGAGGUGCCAGAGUUCAUCCUGUUAGUGACUCAGCGCAUCACCAAGUACCCUGUACUACUGGAGAGGAUACUGCACUAUACACCCGAGGGCAGUGAGGAGCACACUGAGCUGUCGCAGGCACUCACUCAGGUGCGUGACAUCAUCACUGCAGUGGACAUGAGUGUGAGCAAGUACGAGAAAGCCCAGGAGCUGCAGGAGGUGUUGAGUCGCGUGGAGAACAAGAGCCUUUCCAAGCUGAAGAGCGGCGAGGUGUUCCGCAAGGACGACCUGCUAGGAAAACACCAACAGAGGGCGCUGCAGCACAAAGGACUUGUCUACUGGAAAACCGCUACGGGACGACUGAAAGACACCCUGGCUCUGCUACUGACUGACGUCCUGGUGUUCCUGCAGGAGAAGGACCAGAGACUCAUAUUUGCCGCCGUGGACCAGAAGCCCCCAGUCAUCCCUCUGCAGAAGCUAAUUGUGAGAGAGGUAGCCAAUGAGGAGAGAGGGAUGUUCCUAAUCUCUGCCUCCUCAGUGGGGCCUGAGAUGUAUGAGGUUCACACCUCCUCGAAAGAAGAGAGGAACGCCUGGAUGAGACACAUACGACGGGCCGUAGAGAGUUGUCCUGAGGAGGAGGAAGAGAGAAGUGUUGAGACUGAGGUCAGACGGAACACUGAGCUGAGAGUUCAGAAGAUCUACAAACUCCAAGAUACCCUGGCAAGUCAGGACCAGCGUAUCUGCAGGGGUCUGGAGGAGAAGCUACAACUGUAUGCCGAGCUGACAGAGUUAACCCUUCGUACACCAGAGCCCCUGCCACAGCACCACCUACUGGUCCAACCAGACCCUGACGCUCAGAUGCCACCGCAGACCACUGCACUACUCACAGCUGCACUCAAAGAGGCGGAGAAGCUGAUGUCUACCUUGCAGGCCAGUGAGGCCCCCACUGAGCCCAGCCACAGCCCCCCUGUCAGAGUCCCAGAGUACUGCAGCUACAACAGCCAUUGCAGGAUCCAGGAGUUACCCGCGGAGUUGGACUAUCUGAGCACGCUCAGAAGGAGCUCGGCCUCUCUGUUGUCGGAUGGCGAGUGGGCAGGGCCAGACACCAUCUUGUGGCACUCUAUAACCGAGCUGAGGAGAAGAGACACCAAUGGAACACCAAUGAAGGUGGCAGAGAGUGUCCUGAGCCUGACCCAGCUGCUCUACAGUCUGCAGGCAGCUGUGACCAUCCAGGACAGCUGCUAUGAGGUUCAAAAGCUCCUCCUACUGGAGCUAGAGCACCCGCUCCCACACACCCCCUCCUGUCUCCAUGGCAAUGGGGCCCAGGAGCAGGAGAAACAGCGGAGUGCUGAGAAGAAAAAGGAGGAGGUAGAGAGGAUGAGUGUGGAAAGGAGGAGAGAGGAGGUGGAGGGGAUUCAGAAGCUACAGGGGAGGCUGAGACAGGACCAGCAGCGCUGGGAGAGAGAGUGUCUGGCCAGGGAGAGACAACAGGGGGAGCAGGUGAGUCUGUUGGAGCAGCGUGAGCAACAGUGCCACCUGGAGGCUGAGAGGCUGCGCCGCGAGCGGGAAGAGCUGGAGCAGCAGCUGUUGGAGUACCAGCAGAACCUAGAGAGGCUGAGGGAGGGUCAGAGGAGCAUGGAGAGGGACAGGGACAUGGUGGAAGCUGAGCACAGGCUGCUCCAGAGCUGGAGACACAACCGCCAGAGCUCCCUGCCUAUUAUGAUAUUGCUGGACCUGGACCAGGUGUCCAACCACAGUCGGUCAGGCAGCCUGGACGGCAACGAGGCUGCUCUUCUCCAUUCCCUCCAACAGAAUCGUCUCCACCACAACCAGCACCAGAGCCUCCACUCUGGCCUGAGAAAGAGCCAGGACAGCCCCAAUCACAGCCCCAUCCAUAGCCCCAACCUGAGCCUCAGGCCCAGCCUCUAUAACAGCCUCAACACUCUGCUCAGCCAGGCCCACAGUAAACCAUCCACAGAAUCACUGACACACCAACACUAUGCUCACCCCCAGCACAGCCACCUCCAGUCAGGAAGCUCCCCAAACAACCCCUUUAGGAGCAGGUUCACCACAGGACAUGAGGGGCCCAACAACAACAAUUUCAGCCCUCCUCGGGACAGGCUGACCCUGGGGUUGUUGGGUUCAUUGGGGUCAGGGGUCACAAGCCUGGGUCUGUACGAGGAGAACUUCCCCGCCUCGGCAUCCUUCACUCCUCUGCUCACCCCACAGGCCUGCUUCUCUUUGAAUGGAAAGAACAAGGAGGAUGGGGGAGAGGAGAACAUUGUGUACCUCUGAAGAAUGACAAGACUGAUAGAGUGAUGGAAGAGAAGUGUGCAGUGGCCAACUGCCUAUCUGUACAUCUAUCAAUGUACCCCCUCUCUGCCUUUGUGUGCGUGUGUGUAAAUGUUUUUUACAAAAAAAUGGGAAUGCAGGGCCGUAACCAGGGUUUGAGUUUGUGAGGUCCGGAAGCGACGAAACAAAAAAGCAUUACAUUUUUAGCUGUAUUGUACUGUAUUGUUUGCAUUUUAAUGUAGGCCUUAAGGGACGAUAUGCCAUUUGAAUGUUUAUACUGAAACAUUUAAGUUCAUAGCUUGUUUGAUCAGAUUACUACAGAUUUUCUCAGGGGGCACCACUUUGGGCCUUGACCCCAACUUUAGGAACCACUGUACUAACAUCCCUCUCUCAUCUGCUUCCGCCUUGCAGCCUGCCUUAGCCUCGCAUCACUGUCUGUAUCAGUAGCUUACUCUAUAAAGCAAAGUUAUAACUUUUUUCUCCUGCUGAGGUAGGCUCCGUUUAACGUUAGCUUCUUACUUCAUCCUUCCAGCUGGCUAAGUAAAACUAGCCAGAGCCCUUCAACUUACUGCAAUAAGUCUUCGCCAGCAGAUGGCCACCUGACUGACAUACAAUAUCUAUAAGCGACUAUUUAUGUGCACUCAUUCUCUGAGAAUCGUUUUUUGUUUGGGGGAUGUCUGUAGACACGGCUGAAGUGCGGGACAGUUAAAUUACCUUAAGUCCGGCAUCUCGCAAACACUGUCUCUAGACUAGUUUCCUAUUGAGCCGAUUGCAAGCUGGGGUAGUUAAUUUCACGUCGCUCUCGGCCUGUGCCGCGAAAGGGCAGAGUUAACCGUUUGAGAGAGUGGAGAAUGGUUUGUCCAUUAUGUACACCUGGAUUUGCCUUUUUCACAGCACACUGUUCAUGAUUCCACUCAUUCACAAAGAGGCAGGCGUGAUUGGAACUCAAUCAGAUCAAUGAUAUAAGCAUUCUGGGCUUUGAUCAACACUGGGAGCAAUAUUUUGGUCCUCAUAUUUAGUUACUGCCAUUUCUUGGUCCCCAUAUUUAGUUACUGCCAUGACUAAAAGUAUGAUCUUUAAGAAAAUACAUGUGUAUAUAGCCAGGUUUUGAGUUCCUGUAUGUAAUCAGAAAUAAGAAAGCAUUUUGAUUUGUGGAAAUAUGUGCCUGUUCGUACACAUUGUUAGAAGUAAACCUGCCUGGAAGAUCCUUUUUGAGCGGAACCUUUCCAGUUCAAAGAGGUUGUUUGAGGAACCCCUCUUCGAGGAACCCCUGUGUAAAGGUUCGAACUGGAACCUUUUUGUGAUGGGAGGGGUUCAAUUCUGAAUCAAUUUAAUAAUAUAUGAUAGGGCCUCCCGAGUGGCGCAGUGGUCUAAGGCACUGCAUCUCAGUGCUAGAGGCGUCACUACAGCCCCGAGUUCGAUCACGGGCUAUAUCCCAAUCGGCCGUGAUCCGGAGUUCCAUAGAGCGGCCCAGCGUCGUUCGGGUUAGGGGAAGGUUUGGCUAGGGGCCUUUACGCGCUCUAGCGACUCCUUGUGGCGGGCCGGGCACCUGCAGGCUGACCUCGGUCAUCAGGUGAACGGUGUUUCCUCCGACACAUUAGUGUGGCUCGUUUCCGGGUGAAGCGGGCGGGUGUUAAGAAGAGCGGUUUGGCGGUUCAUGUUUCGGAGGACGGAUGACUUGACCUUCGCCUCCAGAGCCUGUUGGGGAGUGGCAGCGAUGAGACAAGUUUGAAAUUAGGGAGAAAAAGGGGGUAAAAUACAUAUAUAUUUUAUAUAUAUUGUAUAUAUAUUGUAGAGGUUGCAGCCUCUUUGAAGAUUGGAUGUGUGGUUUAAGAUAGUUAUUUUUAGGCACCCAUGAGUUUAAAUGUCAUUCCUGUUCAUCAUGUUAAGUUUGUACAUUUCAAAUUUCCUUCAAUAUUUAUGCAUGUUACAUAUUCUAAUAUAAUAUUAAUAAGAAUUUCAUAAUAAUAAUAUAAACAUAGCUGAUUACAUAUUGUAAUACAUUGUAACUAUUCCAACUUUGGGAAUUGCAUAGGCUCUCAAGGAACUCCUAAAUCUCUGUAAGCCUCAUUGAAGCUACAAAACUGUCAGUGUUCAACUUUAACGUGUGAUGACAAUAGAUCAGAACAGAUGAACAGGAAUGACAUUUAAAAAAUAUAUACAUGUUAUCGCCACGACCUAAGUAAGCCACGCCUCCACUACAUGGUUCCUCCAGGAACCUGUUGUCACAUUGCAACGUUAAAGGUUCCUCCAAGGAUCUUUUAACUAACCAAAGGUGCAAAUAUGAACCAUUGACUAGCAAUGAUUCCUUGAGGAACUCCAGGUGAUUCUUGAGGAUCUCCGGGGUUCAUCGAGUCGCCAUUAAUUCUAGGAGUGCAGUAUGUGUUUUUUUGUAAGUAACCCUCUUUUUAGUGGAUACUCAAACCAAUUUUCCUUUGUACCCAAAAGCUCCUCAAAACUAUAGGUAUUUUAAUUUGGUGCGCUUUGUGUUAUUGUGCUUCCCUUGUCAAAACUAGUUGCACUUUUAUGAUGGUCUAAAUUUCCCUCGUUGAAAUACAGGGAUGCAGGGCACUCCCAUAAGAGUGUUAAAGGUGUAGUUUGUUCAAAAAGUAUAUUUGAGUAUUUUGUUCACUAAUCAGCUGUUAAGUUUUCAAGAUAAAGCACUUUCAGUGCACCGCAAAAAAAUGUAAUACAUUUUUUUACUGAUGACAUGCACAUUUUGGGGGGAGUUUUGGGGAUCUCUUUGAGUUGUUAUAUACUAGGGGCAUUGGGAAGAUGUUUGGGGGUGGGGGGUGCUGCAAAACAAAAAAGUUUUUGCAUGCUGUCACGAUCGUGUGGAGGAUUGACGGACCAAAACGCAGCAUUAGGAAAAUAAGCCAUCUUCCUUUUUAUUAUGAAGAAGGAGAACCGAAAACAAAACACUAUACAAAACAAACAAACGACCGUGAAGCUAUGAACGUAGUGCACAUACAGGCUACAAACGUAUAACAUAGACAAUUACCCACAUCAAACGAAAGCCUAUGGUUACCUUAAAUAUGGCUCCCAAUCAGAGACAACAGAAAUCAGCUGUCUCUAAUUGGGAACCCAUUCAGGCAACCAUAGACUCUCCUAGACAACUACACCAACAUAGACACAGCUAGACACAUACACUCAACACAAACCCAUACACUACACCCAACACCCCCUUUACCAUAUAACCACCCAAAACCGAUAAAACACAAACAUUCCCCAUGUCACACCCUGACCUAACUAAAAUAAUAAAGAAAAACAAGAAUACUAAGGCCAGGGCGUGACACAUGCGCUAUAGAUGGCUAUAUCGGUCCCCUAAUACAGGACUAGCAAAGUGGAAAUGUUUAUUAAUAUUUUAAUUUUUAUCCAGAUCUGCAGCACCCUCAGCACCCAUACUCUACUAUGUGCCAAAUGUCCAUUGUCAAAAUGUAGUUUGUUUAAUAUACGUUGCUUAUUACUCUAAAGAGAAAUACAGAUGACAUGUAUGUUGGUUUAUUUUUAGUUGGUUUGUUUGUUAUUUAUUGUCACGUAUUCCUGCACUGUCAGAGGGGUUGGGUUAAAUGCGGAAGACACAUUGUAUAAUGUUAUGUUUUUGUUGAUGUUGUGUAAUAUGGAUGUCUUCCCCCUUAAGUUGUAAUAUAUGUAUAAUUGAAAGAAA